Messenger RNA from Balaenoptera acutorostrata (minke whale), 3550 nucleotides. RefSeq names its product HIV-1 Tat specific factor 1 (gene HTATSF1). NCBI's taxonomy places the organism in Eukaryota, Metazoa, Chordata, Mammalia, Artiodactyla, Balaenopteridae. Gene Ontology annotation, molecular function: RNA binding. The record is from RefSeq and is a predicted model, not a curated record. Gene Ontology annotation, biological process: mRNA splicing, via spliceosome. The coding region runs from base 259 to 2565 and encodes 768 amino acids. The transcript has 10 exons. Gene Ontology annotation, cellular component: U2 snRNP; U2-type spliceosomal complex.
GCGCGACCCGCGACGUCGCGACGCGUCAACAAUGGCGACUGCGUUAGCGUGAGCGGGCCUCCGUUGUCAAGCGGUUUCCAGACGUUGCGGCGGGAGCCGCAGUCGUCUUAGACCCGGCCGGCGGGGAGCACAGAGCACCUUGUGCUCGCUCCCGCCGCGUUGUGGAUCGAGCGGCGGUGUCAAGACCCAGCGGGGCGAGCCAGCGUCAGUUCGGCCUCUUCGCUCUCCCGGACCCUGCCACUGGGCUAAGUCGGCAACAUGAGCUGCAACAACUUGGAUGAGAACGACGAGUUUGAUGAGCAGUUGCGAAUGCAAGAAUUGUACGGAGGCACUGAGGACGGCGACACCGAGAAAGAUCCCGGUGGAGAAAACGAUUCUUUCCAGCAGCAGUCGACUGACACCCCAUACGAGUGGGACCUGGACAAGAAGGCUUGGUUCCCCAAGAUCACUGAAGAUUUUAUUGCUACAUAUCAGGCCAAUUAUGGCUUUCCUAACGAUGGUGCGUCUAGUUCUACUGCGAAUGUCCAAGAUGUCAGUGCUAGGACUGCAGAAGAACCUCCGCAAAGAAAAUCCCCUGAACCCAGUGAUACCAAAAAGAGGGGAGAAAAGAGAAAGGGUGAAUCAGGAUGGUUUCAUGUUGAAGAGGACAGAAACACAAAUGUGUAUGUGUCUGGUUUGCCUCCAGAUAUUACAGUGGAUGAAUUUAUACAGCUCAUGUCCAAGUUUGGCAUUAUUAUGAGAGAUCCUCACACAGAAGAAUUUAAGGUCAAGCUUUACAAAGAUAAUCAAGGAAAUCUUAAAGGAGAUGGACUUUGCUGUUAUUUGAAGAGAGAAUCUGUGGAUCUUGCAUUAAAACUUUUGGAUGACGAUGAAAUUAGAGGCUACAAAUUACAUGUGGAGGUGGCAAAGUUUCAACUGAAGGGGGAGUACGACGCCUCAAAGAAGAGGAAGAAGUGCAAAGACUACAAGAAAAAGCUGUCUAUGCAACAAAAGCAGUUGGAUUGGAGACCCGAGAGAAGAGCUGGCCCGUCCCGAAUGCGCCACGAGCGAGUUGUCAUCAUCAGAAAUAUGUUUCAUCCUAUGGAUUUUGAGGAUGAUCCACUGGUGCUGAACGAGAUCAGAGAAGACCUGCGGGUGGAAUGUUCAAAGUUUGGACAAGUUAGGAAGCUCCUUCUCUUUGAUAGACACCCUGAUGGUGUGGCCUCUGUGUCCUUUAGGGAUCCGGAGGAAGCUGAUUAUUGUAUUCAGACCCUCAAUGGAAGGUGGUUUGGUGGCCGUCAAAUCACUGCCCAAGCGUGGGAUGGGACUACAGAUUAUCAGGUGGAGGAGACCACGAGAGAAAGGGAGGAAAGGCUGAGAGGAUGGGAGGUUUUCCUCAACACUCCUGAAGCCAACAGAGGCCUUCAGCGUUCAGAUUCCGUCUGGGCUCCAGAAAGGGCGGGGCCUUCUAGAGUUAGGCAUUUUUCAGAGCACCCUUGCACAUCUCAAACGAAUGUUCAAGAAGCCGCAACUGAAAUGGCAUUUGAAGAACCUAUAGAUGAAAAGAAGUUUGAAAAAACAGAAGAUGGGGGAGAAUUUGAAGAAGCUGCUUCUGAAAAAGAUGCUAAAGAAAGUGGCCCUGAAAAAGAGGCUGAAGAAGGCUGUCCCCAGAAAGAAUCUGAAGAGAGCUGCCUCGAAAGAGAGUUUGAGGAAGGCUGUCCCAAAAGAGAGCGUGAAGAAGACUUCCCCGACAGAGAGUCCGGAGAACGCAGCCCCAAGAAAGAGCAUGAAGAGGGUAGUCCUAAAAAAGAGUCGAAAGAGAAUGGCGCAGAAAGAGAGUCCAAAAAGAAGAGACUCAAAACAGAUCCUGAUGAGAACGGCCUUGAGCAGGAGCCUGAGGAGGAGGCCAGCCCCCAGAAGGCAGCUGAAGAUGGCAGCUCAGAACAAGGGUCUGAAGAGUGCUCGGAAAAGCAGUUUGAAGACGACUCUGAAAAAGAGUUAGAAGAAAACGGCCUUGAGAAAGGUUUUGAGGAAGAGGGCUCUGAGAAGGAAUUUAAUGAAAACGUUCUUGAAAAAGAGAUAGGGGAAAAUGACUCUGAAAAAUCAGAAUUCGAAGAUGACAGCUCUGGGAAAAUGUUUGAUGAAGAAGGCUCUGAGAAGGAGUUUGACGAAGAGUCAGAUGAGAAGGAAGAAGAGGAAGAUGUGUAUGAAAAAGUAUUUGACGAUGAGUCGGAUGAAAAAGAGGACGAAGAAGAUGCAGAAGAAAAGGGUCUGGAAGACGCGGAUGAAAAGGAUGAAGAAGACGAUGCAGAUGAAAAGGUGUUUGAAGAUUCAGAUGGAAAAGAAGAUGAGGAAGAUGUAGAUGGAAAGGAAAUUGAAGCCAUAGAUGAAAAGAUGUUCGAAGAUGACGAUUCCAACGAGAAGUUGUUUGAUGACGAUGCCAGUGACAAGUUGUUUGAAGAUUCCGAUGAGAGAGGGACUGUGGGUGAUUUAGGGAAUGUUAAGGAGGAAGGGCCCCUGUCCACAGGCAGCAGCUUUGUCCUCAGUAGUGAUGACGACGAUGAAGACGAUGAUGAUGACGUUUAAUCCCUUAAACUUGCUUUGGAGGGUGAUUCCUCCAUCUCCAUUUUGCCUCUGCUCCAGGGUAAUUAACCAGUAGUGUUACAUGAACGUGUGCAUAGAGGUAGGAUGCCCUCAGAUCAAUGCAGUGAAAUGUGUCUGGUUAUCUGUACUGACCGAUUUUAAAUAUAUGUGAACAAGUCAACUGGAUUCUUGUCUUUUGUCAGAUUUGUUAAGUGCAUGCAGAAUAAUAUUUUUUAAAGUAUUCUGAUUGAAGUUUGUGAUAUUCAGAAAUAAAAAAUAAGUUGUUAAUAUGCAGAAACAGAAAAUUAGACCUAAGUUAAAUUGCAUUUUUCAUUCUUGCUAUUGCUUUAUUCAUGCUAAAGUUUGGUUUUUCUAAGGACCUGAAAAAUCCCUGUAGGAGCCUUCUUGCUUCAGCUUAUGAUGUUACCACUGAUGUCCCCAUUUCCCCUUUCUAAACCAGAACAUGUUACUAAAACUUAUGAAGUAAAGAACACUUCGGAGUUUUUCCCUGCCCAGUCCUCGCAAGUUACUUUUUUCUUUUCUACCCUCUUGCCAUGAAAAUUGAGGCUUAAACAUGCAAAAGUAAACUUCCCAAGGUCCACAGCUUCCAUUGUUGAAAAUACAGAGGAAAUCAGAAUUCUACUGUGUACUGUUUGGACCCCUCUAGAAGCUGAUUAAAGUUACAGGACCUUUACCCAGAAAAAUCUAUGCAUGCACUACACAACCUUUUGUAUACAGUUUGGGGUGGUUCAUGGAUCCCCUGGAGUUUAAGAACUUUUGUCAUGCAUAUUUCAGAUUUUUGCUUUUGAUUUUGUUCUAGAAUCAUCGUAUCUAGUAUAUGCUAAGUUGUGUAGUCCCAAUAAAAAUUUGGGUCUUUCUUGAUUGUGCUUUCCAAAUUCAGUAUUGAUGAAUUGACUUCUGAUGUAGCAUUAAGUUAUUCUCAUAAGUUAGAAGAAUUAAAAUAAACUGCAUUGGUGCUUUCUCAUUA